This is a messenger RNA of Hemicordylus capensis (graceful crag lizard), 5595 nucleotides long. It is a transcript of the gene TMEM132E, whose product is annotated as transmembrane protein 132E. The record is from RefSeq and is a predicted model, not a curated record. The coding region runs from base 959 to 4129 and encodes 1056 amino acids. Lineage: Eukaryota; Metazoa; Chordata; Lepidosauria; Squamata; Cordylidae. The transcript has 9 exons.
CGGACACGUGAUGGAGGAGGAGGCGGCUGCUUGGAGAGGGCGGAGGGAGCUUCUCCGGCGGCGCUGCCGGGAAGGCUCAGAUCGGCGCAUCCUCGCCGCGGAGAGAGGCAAGCCGCAGACACAGGCGGGCACAGUCGCCGCCGCCGCGAGAGGCAGGACUCGCGCGUGGAGGCGAGCGGCAAGAUCCCGGCGAUCGCCCCGCGGGAACCCGCAGCCCUGGACGUGCCGGCGGCGGAGCUGCUGCUGCAGCCGGGGUCCCCCCUCCAGCCGUGGGGCUGGCCCCCCAACUGCUCCCCCUCUCCGCGCCGCCGGACCCAAGCUGCGCUGCCGCGGACGCCCCGCCGGAGGAGGACGAGGACGCUUGUCUUGGGAUUAUAGCAGCACUCACUCCCCGCUUCAUUUAUUGGGGGGGGGGGGUCUCUUAUUCCCGCCGCCCCUCCGUUCCGAUCCUGCCGCGCCUCCUCCCUUCCCUGCCUCUCUUUCUUUCCUUGGAUCCUAAUUCUUUUUUUUGGGGGGGGGAUCUUUUGCAUCCCAGGUUGCUGGGCCCCCCCUCUCCCUUUGUGCCCUGUGGAAUAUUUUCGCACUGCCUACCCCCCCCCGCCACCCCUCCACUGACCCGUCUCUUUCAUCGUUUGGCACCCAUUUUUGUUUUGAGGCGGGGGGGCGGCUUGCACUUGGGGGUCCCUGGUUGUCCCCACACCCCGCCCCGCGCACUCAGUCCUUCGGAAUUUACCUUAAGCCCCCCCAACCCCCCCCCCGCUCCAGCUCAGUCAUCUAGAUCGCCCCUGCCUAUCAGGGAAUUUAAGCCUCCCCCCCUUUUGGGGGUGCGUGUGAGAGAAAUCGGGGGUGCCCCUUGCGAGGCAUCGGUGGGACAACCCCCCCGUUGGCUUGACUCCGCUUUCCGACCCGGAGUGCUUGGAUUGGGUUUAUACGGCGCCGCCGCACCCCGGAUUCCGCCAUGGCCGUGCCAAGCCGGACGCCCUCGGUACCCGCCGCCCUUCUCUGCUGCAUCGGGGCGUUGAUCAGCCACGCCCAGGCCAAAGCUCCCCCGACCAGUUCCGAGCCCCCGGAGACCCCCCCACCUUCGGGAGCAGCCGUCCUCCUGGUGAGCUACCGCCUCUCCAACACCCGCCUGGCCUUCUUCCUGAAGGAGACGGGGCCGGGGCCGGGCGGGAACAGCAGUAUGGGCCUGACGCGGUCCGAGCCCUUCGUGGUGUUCCAGACGAAGGAGUUGCCCGUCCUCAACGUCUCUCUGGGGCCUUUCAGCUCCAGCUUGGUGCUGCCCAAGGAGCUCCUCCAGCCCUCCAGCACCCUGGAGAUCCCCUCCCGCCUGACGGUGAACUGGAAAGUCCGGGCCUUCAUUGUCCGGGCACGGGUGCCGGCCAGCCAGCCCACGGCCCAAGUCUUGUUCUACGUGGCCGGGCGCGACUGGGACGACUUUGACGUGACCGAGCGGCUGCCGUGCGUGCGCCUCCACGCCUUCCGCGACGCCCGGGAGCUCCGGGCUUCCUGCCGCCUGCGGGGCAGUUUGGCCACCUGCCUCGCCCAGGCCGAGCUCCCGCAGGCCUGGUUUGUGCCUCCCGCCGUGCCUUUGGGGCGCCGGAAAGCGCCGGACGGGAUUGAGCCGGUGGGCGACAUCCAGCAGGUGGAGCUGUACUACACGCUGCACGCGCCUGACGGGAUGGGGGAGUGCGGGGGUGAGCAGGGGGGCCGGCGGGGCGGUGCAGGGGCCCGGACGGAAGGCCCCACCCAGCACCCGCUGCUGCGUAUCGGCAGCUUGAGACUGGUCCAGCCGCCGCCCACCCCGCCUUUGCAAGAGCAGCGUCUAGACAACAACGUCUUCAUCCGGCUCCCCGAGAAGCCCCUCAAGCCAGGCGAGGUGCUGAGCGUCGUCCUUUACCUGAUGGGCAAUUCGACAGUCGAGCACUUCACGCUCAGGGUGAAGGCCAAGAAAGGGGUGAACCUCAGGAGCACCAGAUCCAGAAGCCCCCAGUGGCUGGUAAAUUCGGAACUCCAGACGGGGAGCAAGCACUCGACAUCGACAGUGGACGUGACUUGGCUCAGCGAGGCCCUGCCCAGGGAGACAGACUCCUCCUACGAAAUCAUGCAGCUGGACUUUGAGAUGGAAAAUUUCACCAGCCAGUCCGUCACCCGGCGCAUCAUGUGGCAUGUGGAUUACCGGGGCCGCAACCCACCGCCUGAUCUGGAGAAGGCCGUGACGGAGCUGACAGUCAUCCAGAGGGACAUCCGCACCAUCCUUCCCUUGGCCAUGGACACAGAGAUCAUCAACACAGCCAUCUUGACUGGUCGGACCGUUGCCAUCCCUGUGAAGGUCAUUGCCAUUGAGAUGACGGGUGCAAUCCUGGACGUCUCGGCCAUGGUGGAGUGCAAGUCAAGCAAUGAGGAUAUCAUCAAGGUGUCCAGCAGCUGCGACUAUGUCUUUGUCAGUGGCAAGGAGUCCCGGGGCUCCAUGAAUGCUGGCGUCUCCUUCAGCUACGAGCACCUCAGCGCCCUUCUGGAGAUGACCGUCUGGAUCCCCAAAUUGCCGCUGCACAUUGAGCUGUCCGACCCCCGGCUCAGCCAAGUGAAGGGUUGGAGGGUCCCCAUUCUGCCUGAUCGGAGGUCAGUUCGGGAGAGCGAGGAUGACGAAGAGGAGGAGGAGCGGCGACAGAGCCGGGGCUGUGCCCUCCAGUACCAGCACGCCACUCUGCAGGUCUUCACCCAGUUCCACACCACCUCCUCUGAGGGCACCGACCAGGUGGUCACCAUGCUGGGCCCGGAGUGGAUGGUGGAGGUCACCGACCUGGUCAGCGACUUCAUGAAAGUGGACGACCCCCGGGUGGCGCACAUUGUCAACAGUAACACCCUGGCUGGCCGGGAACCUGGCACCACCCUGUUCAAGGUCGUGUCUCCGCUGACGGAGGCUGUCCUUGGAGAGACCCUGGUGACAGUAGCCGAUGAGAAGGUCGGCAUCAUCGAACUGCAGGCCCAGGUGAUCUCGAACCUCUCCCUCUCGCUGCAGCCCAGCCCUGGAAACAGCCACACCCUUGUUGCCAAGACCACGGCCCAGCAGACCCUCAACUUCUCCAAGCAGGAGGCCUUGUUGAGUCUUUUGAUCUCGUACAGUGACGGCACCACAGCUCCCCUCUCCCUGUAUGACCCAAAGGACUACGCACUGGUUGUGAGCAGCCAGAACAAGGCAGUGGUGUCGGUGAUGCCAGAUCGGAUGUUCCCGCUGGUGGUGGCGGAAGGCGAGGGGGCCGGCGAGCUGGUGAAGGUGGAGCUGAUGAUCUGUGAGAGCUGCCAGAAAACCAAACGCAAGAGUAUGUUGGCCACUGCCCUGGCCAGCGUCCAGGUGCACUUCAGUUCAGAGGAAGAGCCCACCUACGACUAUGAGCCUGUGCAAACUCCCAGCAGGCCCAGGCGGGAGAAGGGGACUCCAGGCACCCCGCCGCGAGUGGAAGGCGAGUGGCCGCUGGGGCCCAGCCAGGAGAGUAAGGGGCCGAGCGUCAUUCUGCCGACUGAGGAUUUCCCCACCAUCCCCACGGGCUACGUCCAGGUGAGCCGAGGCCUGACGGACUUAGAAAUCGGCAUGUACGCCCUCCUCGGGGUCUUCUGUUUAGCCAUUCUCGUCUUCCUCAUCAACUGCAUCGUCUUUGUCCUCAAAUAUCGGCACAAGCGGAUCCCGCCGGAAGGACAGACCAACAUGGACCACUCCCACCACUGGGUCUUCCUGGGCAACGGGCAGCCCUUGCGGGCCCAGAAUGACCUUUCCCCGCAGCCCGAGAGCCCAGGCAACCCGCUGGAGAACGUCCAGACCUGCUGCCACGGGGACCACCACAGCAGCGGCUCUUCGCAGACCAGCGUGCAGAGCCAAGUGCACGGCCGGGGGGACGGCUCCUCGGGGGGCUCCACCAGGGACCAGAGCGAGGACCCGCUCAACUCCCCCACCUCCAAGCGGAAGCGGGUCAAGUUCACCACCUUUGCCACCAUGCCUUCCGAGGAGCUGGCCUAUAACUCGAUCCCCAUCGCCGACGAGGAGGAUUUGGAGUGGGUCUGUCAAGACAUGGGUCUGCAGGACCCCGAGGAACUUCACAAAUACAUCCAUAGGAUCAAGGAGGUCGCGUAGCCGGGCGGACCCAACGCUUACAAGCCAAGGAAGUAGGUGGCGGGGACGGAUACACGGGGCGCGCUCUCUGCAAUUGGAUCAGAUAGAUGCCAUCAUUUCCCUCUGGCACCGGUUGGGCUCUCCUCCAACCCUCUUCUAAAUGGACAAGUCCGAGUGUGGUCCCAGCGAUGUCCGGAGGGGAACAGGAAACCAUCCCAAGCGACGGGAUGAGACCUGUUGCUUGGAGGAAGUCCCGCCUUGGGAAGCUGUGCUACAGCUCUGGGGCGACCUGUAGAGGGCAAGGGGACGUAGCCACGUUGGGCUACCUGGUGCUCAUGGUCUGUAGCCAAGUUUAAAAUGGGGGGAUGAUGUCCUCAUAUGGGAUGAGAGGAAAGGGGGCAUCCAAGCCACUGUGCAGAAUUCUCUGGAACAUGGAAUGAAUCCUGGCACCGGAUUGGUCGCUUGGGGUGGCAUCACUCCUUGCCUUCCCAUCAUCCACUGCUGCCUUUGCUACCUGCCUCCAGAAGGCAAUCCUUUGACCACCCCCCUCAGCUUUUCUUUUCUUGCACAAUGAACGCUGACUCUAAACUCAAGAAGUGAAUUACAUUCAGGGAUUCUGCCUAGUCCGGUGGGACCCACGGUGGGACCCACGAGGGGAGCAGACCCGAACUGCGGAUGGGACGCCUACACCAGACUGCUGUCAGCUAACCUUAGACCUUGCAAGGAAGGAUAAACUCACUGUUGUGAUACGAGGAGGAGAGGCGGGGAAUCGUGCCGCCCCUGCUGUUAUUCCGAACAGUGUCUGUCCUCUCUAGUGCCUGCACUGUCUUGCCCGUAACCUGCAUCUCAGUUUGCCCCAGAUGGGAUUGGUUGGCCUUAGACACAGCCUUGCCUCCCAGAUUUCAGGAACGGAGGGUGGGAAGGAGGAAGAGGACAGGGCAGGUUUCAGAAACCUCCAAGUACACAAGUCUCUCCCCCAAAAAGGGUGGAAUCAAGGCCCCUGGCAGAGAACAGCUAGCUUCAAAAAGGGGUCAGGCCUCCUUAAAGCGGGACAGAUUCCACCCAUCCAACUCUUUCCUCUCCAGUGCCCAUCCAUGGUUCAAUUGGGCGCUGAGGCUAACCCUCAGCCUCCCCAAUCAGUGACAAGCGUAGUGGUUGUGUACCUGCCCCUGGCUCGGUGUUGAAGAAGGUCCCCAGUAAGAUAACACAGCUCUCAAGUAGAGAGAGAGGUCCCCCCCAAAAAGGCCAUCUCUUCUCUUUGCGCACUCCUCUCUCAUUGGCCAAGGUGCUGUGAUGUCAUAGAAUGUGGGGAACGAAGCUCAGCCAAGGCUGAGGGGCUGUGUCAUGAGGGGCUCCUGUCAGACUAGGAUGACGGGGAGGAAACCAUCGAAAAAGGGGUAGGGACCAGAGCGACGGGGCACUGUUCAUGGGCAUAUGUAUGAGGAGGGCUGGAUUUCACAUUUUGAUUAAAAACAACAAAAACAAAA